This is a messenger RNA of Raphanus sativus (radish), 801 nucleotides long. RefSeq names its product putative F-box protein At1g30925. Bases 1 to 801 code for a protein of 266 amino acids. The transcript has 3 exons. NCBI's taxonomy places the organism in Eukaryota, Viridiplantae, Streptophyta, Magnoliopsida, Brassicales, Brassicaceae. Gene Ontology annotation, molecular function: protein binding. The record is from RefSeq and is a predicted model, not a curated record.
AUGAAUUCAAUCCCUCUUGAACUUCUGCACGAGAUAUUCUCUAGAUUGCCUGUCAAGUCAAUAGCGAGAUGUCGUUGCGUGUCGGAGCAAUGGAGGUCCAUACUUUGCAGUGCAGAAUUUACCGAGCUCUUCUUAACCAAGUCUUCCACUCGUCCUAGUCUCUUUUUCGUCAUGAGAAGAUCUAGAAACAACGAGUUUCUCUUCUUUUCGUUUCCUCAGCUUGAUAGUACUGAAGAUGACAAGUCGUCCGUAGCCGCCUGCGUUCAGUUCGAGUUCUGGAAAGACUUCCCGGUUGAACUUUGUGGUUAUGCCUCUGGUUUGUUCUUGUUACGUCGAGUGCCAAUCUCGAAGGAGGAGAAGUAUACGGAGCAUCUGAUAUGUAACCCUAGCACAGGACAGUAUGAGUUCUUACCUACAGUGAAGACGGGUUGUGUGAGCUCCUUAGGGUUUGAUCCCAUUGACAAGGUGUUCAAGGUAGUGUCAUCCAAUGCAAGACUCCCUCGUGUUUAUACUACAACAUUUGUCAACUACAAGGGUAAAUUAGGUGUGAUAAGAUGGACAUGUCGUGAAAGUAUGACUAUUUGGGUUCUAGAGGAUGCCGAGAAAAAUGAUUGGUCGGAACAUCGAUUCACUCUUCCUGGUGAUAUAUUCAGUGGCACUGGCUCUGUUAACGCAGUUAGAGUAACCGCUACAGGUGAAAUUGUUUUGAUGGAGAACUAUUAUCAGUCCAAGCCGUUUAAUGUUUUCUACUUCCAUCCCGAAAGGAACACUGUCAAACGCCAUGAAGUCCAAGUUGGCUAA